GUUCUGUACAACAAAGUCGCUGGCCUUGGCCAGACCUGUAAAACCUAUUCAAUCGCCUCGUACUGUGCUGGACAUGAUGAGCGAGGUCAAUGAAAAAGCCGUUGCCACUGGCGAAGACUCCAAAAAUGCGCCGAUCAAUCCGACCUCGGCCACCGAUUUGCCAGAGAGUGCAAUUGAGAAGGCACUGGUCAGGAAGGUGGAUAUGCACAUUAUUCCUCUGAUUAUACUUCUAUAUCUCUUCAGCUUCCUGGAUCGUGUUAAUAUCGGCAAUGCUAGGCUCUAUGGCAUGGAAGAGGAACUCAACCUAAAAGGUAACCAGUAUCAGAUAGCCGUCUCAAUCCUCUUCGUCACCUACUGCGGACUCGAAGUACUCUCCAACCUACUUCUCAAGAAGUUCCAGCCGGGGCGAUAUAUAUCAGUCAUAACUAUAACAUGGGGCGUUAUUGCGACAUUAUCAGGUCUCGUCCAUAGCUUUGGCUCCUUGGUCGCCUGCCGCGUACUCCUUGGUGUCUUCGAAGCGGGGCUUUUCCCCGGCCUAAUCACAUACCUCACGCUCUUCUAUAGCCGCAGGCAGCUUGCUGUUCGCAUUGGCUACCUCUUCACGUCUGCUGCCGUGGCUGGUGCGUGUGGUGGACUCAUUGCCUAUGGGAUCAGCUUCAUGGAUGGGGCUGCGGGGCUGAGUGGCUGGCGGUGGAUUUUCAUCCUGGAGGGCAUCCCAUCCGUUCUGGUUGGAAUAGUCUGCAUCUUUUUCCUCCCCAACGAUGUGGAGACGGCCUAUUUUCUGACUGAAGACGAGCGCAAGCUGAUGGUUAACGUCCGAUUCCGCGAGGUUGGACAAACGGUAUCGAGCCAGAAGUUUCACUGGGCGGAUGUUAAGGAAGGGGCAAAGGACUUCCAGCUAUGGGCUUUCUCUAUCGCUCAGUUUGGUGAGGAUGUGAUGCUUUACGGCUUCAGCACGUUUGUACCUACAAUCAUCAAAGGGAUCGGCCACUGGACUGUCGCAGAGUCGCAAGCUCUGACCGUUCCGGUUUAUGCGCUCGGAGCCAUCACAUAUCUACUCGUUGCGUGGAUAAGUGACAGGACGCAACAGAGAGGUCUGUAUACCUGCGUCUUUGCUGUGGUGUCCAUGGUGGGCUAUGGAAUGCUUCUAUCACACGCCAGCUCCGGCGUGAGCUAUGCUGGGUGCUUCCUCGUUGCCAUGGGCCUGUACGUCUCUGUUGGACUGCCGCUAGCGUGGCUUCCAGGGAAUCUCCCUCGAUACGGGAAGCGCACACUUGCCAGUGGAUUGCAACUUAUGUUUGGAAACAUUGCAGGCAUUGCGACGCCUUUCAUGUAUCCAACUGGCGACGGACCGAACUACAUCCUGGGGCAUGCGACGAGUUUGUCUAUGGUGGGAAUGGCGGCGUUGAUAUACCUUGGAAUGAUGUUUUACUAUGCCAAAGUCAACAAGGAUAGGGCGAUGGGGAAGGAGGAUUGGAAAAUAGAAGGGAGAAACGACGCGGAGAUAGAAGAUAUGGGUGAUAGAAGCCCACGAUAUGUUUAUGCGACCUGAACGAUAUUUACUUGAAUUAUAGGAGGCGAUCAUGUUGUCUAUUUGGUUUUUCUCAUCUACAAGCACAGCAUAUAUACCAAUUUAGAUUAAAAACAAUAUUUAG
Pseudogymnoascus destructans is the source of this 1655-nucleotide messenger RNA. RefSeq lists its product as uncharacterized. Gene Ontology annotation, biological process: transmembrane transport. The record is from RefSeq and is a predicted model, not a curated record. Gene Ontology annotation, molecular function: transmembrane transporter activity. Gene Ontology annotation, cellular component: membrane. Bases 74 to 1552 code for a protein of 492 amino acids. The transcript has 4 exons. NCBI's taxonomy places the organism in Eukaryota, Fungi, Ascomycota, Leotiomycetes, Thelebolales, Thelebolaceae.